GCGGUGCUGAGCAUACAGCCUCUAACAGGGUCAGUGGAAGAUGUCAUCCGAGAGUCAGCCAAGUCUCCUUCAUAAGUACAGGGGUGUCAUCUUCUCUGUCAUGUCUUCAGAAGAACUCCUUGGUUCCUUGGACUCCUUUGAUGCGAGAGAAGAUGACAUAUUUCUGGUUUCCUACCCCAAAUCCGGCACCCACUGGCUGGCAGAAGUCAUUGAGCGCAUUCCCAACGCCGGCAUCACGCUCACAUCUCCUGUUGAACUGGGAGACAUUUCUAAAUUUGAAGAGCUAAGAAUGGUUCCUAAGAGAAGAGUUAUCCCGACCCAUCUGAACUAUGAAAUGCUUCCGGUGACUGUGAAACAGAAGCAGUGCAAGAUCAUCUACAUUGUGAGAAAUCCGAAGGAUACAGCGGUGUCCAUGUUCCAUUAUUACAGGGACAACCCUAACCUCCCUUCCACAGAAACAUGGGCUGCGUUUCUAGAGCUGUUCCUCAAAGGAGACGUUGUGUAUGGCUCCUGGUUUGAUCAUGUUUUGAGCUGGGAAGAACACAAAAAUGAUAAGAACGUCCUCUUCCUCUUCUACGAAGAAAUGAAAAAGGAUUUUGUUAAGAGCCUAAAGAAAAUAACUGCUUUCCUUGGCAUUGAUGUGAACGACAGCGAGAUGGGUAAGAUCGCUCGGAGUACAUCGUUCAGUGAAAUGAAAAGUAACGCUGCCAAAGAAAACUGCGAUCCCAAUCACGUCAUCUGUGCCCUCACGUCCAACAGGAACCUGGUGUUCAGAAAAGGAGUGGUGGGUGAUUGGAUAAACUACUUCACUCCGAAGCAGAACAGAGCCUUUGAUGAGCUAUUCACGGAGAAGAUGAGAAACAGUGAAGUGGGCAGACAUUUGAAGGAGUAUGCGCAGUCGCAGACGCUUGAAGAAGGUGUGCGCGCAAUCGCAGAUGCUUGAAGGAGCACGCGCAAUCGGAAGGGAAAUGAACUGUAUUCCGUUCUCUGCAGCGUGGCGCCUGGGAAACACGUAAAUAUUCUUUACUGAUGUGAAAAGCAGAUAGUUCUUUCCAUGAGAAACACGUACUUCAAGAAUGUGUAAAAUGCGGCACUCAUAAGACAUUAUCGUCGUAUUUGGUGACGGCAGAAUUAUUAAUAAACGGGGGCAUAAAUUUCUCCAGUCGUUGAGCUCUGUAUCCACCUUCAGCGAGUUCAGGCCGAAGUUCAGGUCUGAACAUCGUGAAUCUGAAGGCCAGGGCUGGUUCCUAACACAGAAAGAACUGUUAUUGAAAAUCCUCCAUGAGCUGCUCGGAUGUGGAAAGGAGAGGGGUUAAACCACAUCCCCGAGGAAAUUUUAUUUUAUGCCUAUUUAGAUAAUCAUAGCCUGUAUCUUAAUGUUUUUAUCCCGACAUUUCUAAGUGUCUGUGAGAAAUACUUCUCGAAAUCACAAGAACAACAGACACCAUCCUAUCAAACUGGAGAAACCUAAGGGCUGGGUUCUGUCCCUCAUUGGUGAACAUGGUUGGGAAUACCUGUAUUUUCUUAAUGUUACCGCAAAUAAUAAAUUUUCUCAUCUUCUAAUUUUGAAAA
Rattus norvegicus (Norway rat) is the source of this 1572-nucleotide messenger RNA. RefSeq names its product sulfotransferase family 6B, member 2 (gene Sult6b2). Lineage: Eukaryota; Metazoa; Chordata; Mammalia; Rodentia; Muridae. Gene Ontology annotation, cellular component: cytoplasm. The record is from RefSeq and is a predicted model, not a curated record. Gene Ontology annotation, molecular function: sulfotransferase activity.